This is a messenger RNA of Microthlaspi erraticum, 930 nucleotides long. The record is from the annotation of a GenBank genome assembly. NCBI's taxonomy places the organism in Eukaryota, Viridiplantae, Streptophyta, Magnoliopsida, Brassicales, Brassicaceae.
AUGGGUUCUUGCAUACUCAAGUUACUCGUACCGAUACUUGUGCUUGUGUUGUUGACUCAUCAUGGUGAUUCAAGCUCUAUCAUCAGACAUCUUCCUGGUUUUGAAGGCCCUCUUCCUUUUGAGCUUGAAACCGAGUACGUUGGUGUUGGUGAGGAGGAAAACGAUCAAAUGUUUUACUACUUCAUCAAAUCUGAGAGGAAUCCAGAAGAAGAUCCUCUUCUUAUCUGGUUAACUGGAGGAGCUCCCUGCUCUUCUUUCUCUGGCCUUGUUUAUGAGAAUAGGCCUAUUGCUUUCAAGGCUGAGGCCUACAAUGGAAGUAUCCCCUCUUUGGUCUCUACUACAUAUUCAUGGACCAAGUGGCUAGACAAGCAUCCUGAGUAUUUCUCAAAUCCUUUCUAUGUCACCGGAAACUCUUAUUCCGGUAAGGUGGUUCCGGCCAUUUUUCAAGAAAUCUCAAAUGGAAAUUAUAUAUGCUGCAAACCUCAGAUAAACCUUCAGUCGUCUCGAUAUUGGCUAUCCGAAUACUGGGCUAAUGACGAGAGCGUACGCAGAGCACUUAAAGUGGUGAAGGGGACUAAAGAGAAAUGGGAACGAUGUAGAUGGAGUUUGCGUGUUAAUCAAGACAUUAAAAGCACCAUACCAUACCAUAUGAACAACAGCAUCAAAGGCUAUCGAUCUCUCAUACUCAGUGGUGAUCACGAUUUGGCAAUCCCUUUCCUUGCGACUCAAGAAUGGAUUAGGUCUCUAAACUUUUCUGUUAUUGAGAAAUGGAGGCCAUGGAUGAUACACGAUCGAGUCGCUGGAUACACCCAGACUUAUGCAAAUAAAAUGACAUUUGCCACUGUAAAAGGAGGAGGGCACACGUUAGAGUAUAAACCAGAGGAGAGCUCAAUCAUAUUCAAGAGGUGGAUCAGUGGCCAACCUCUUUAA